This is a messenger RNA of Ostertagia ostertagi, 459 nucleotides long. The record is from the annotation of a GenBank genome assembly. Lineage: Eukaryota; Metazoa; Nematoda; Chromadorea; Rhabditida; Trichostrongylidae.
GCGAAGCAUCUACGUGAACAACAACAGCGAUUAGAUGAGCAGCAGGGAACAGAAACGGACAGAGUAUUGCGAGAAGAGCUCAAGAGGAGAAGUGAAGAGAUGCAGAAAAGAUUGGAGGAGCAGAAAGCCACCGAAAUGAGACAUCAGCUGAUAGUUGAAGAGCAACAGCGGCUUGAAGAGGAGCGCUUGCGAAAGAUUGCCGAAGAGAAGGAGGCAAAAGAGUUCGCAGAAAUGACGUCCACAAUUGUACCCGCUCUGGAGACAGCUACGAAACAGACCCGGUACAGGCUGAGGCCAUCACAGUGUGCUGCGAUCAAUAAAUUCACUCGUGUGUUCCACAUAACCAAUCCGUCAUCAUGGAUUGCCAAGAACUGCCAAUUUGCUAAAAGGUACUUCCCACAAGCAUCUUGCCCACAGAUCCAAUCACUAAUCGAAUCUUGCUUCGUAUUCGUGGUUUAG